Messenger RNA from Ostrea edulis (European flat oyster), 1508 nucleotides. Its product is annotated as galactose mutarotase-like. The coding region runs from base 309 to 1388 and encodes 359 amino acids. Gene Ontology annotation, molecular function: aldose 1-epimerase activity; carbohydrate binding. Lineage: Eukaryota; Metazoa; Mollusca; Bivalvia; Ostreida; Ostreidae. The transcript is spliced from 8 exons. Gene Ontology annotation, biological process: beta-D-galactose catabolic process via UDP-galactose, Leloir pathway; glucose metabolic process. The record is from RefSeq and is a predicted model, not a curated record.
AGUUUGGUACAGCUGAAUGCGCACUGUUUAUUCCCAGGCAGAUCGAUGGAACCAGUGUUGUAUUAUAUCUAUCGCGUAUUCUGAUACAUGCAUGUCGUAACCCAUUAAAAUAAUGAACUUGUUUGUGUAUGAUAUAUUGAGAUGCAUAAAAGAAAGGAGUAAUAUCUUUGUUGAAAUAUCCGUUUUUACAGUCGCGGCGUAUCUGUACUAUCAGUGACCCCGAACUAUAUUUACACAGAACGAGGGUGUCCUUGAGCAAUAAGUGCAUAGGACUGUAUCGCGUUCUCCACGAUUCGGUCGUUCAGACAAUGAGUCAGUCCUCGGUACUUCCGGUCAAAGACUCUUAUGGUCAGUUGAGUGACGGUAGGAACGUCCACAGGUACUCCUUCACAAACAGUAAGAAUGUAACGGUCAGAGUGAUUGAUUACGGCUGUGUUAUUACUGAUAUCCUGGUACCAGACAAAGAUGGAAACGUAGACGACAUCAGCAUAGGGUUCGAUUGUAUCGAAGAUUAUGAACCGAAUCCACGAUGUUUUGGAUCGAUUUGUGGAAGGGUUGUUAACGUCAUUUCCGGUGCCAAGUUUGUGCUGGACGGGAAAGAAUACAAAAUGCCUGCUACGUUCUCCAGUGAUGAAAAGCAAGCACCAAAACAUGGUAUUCACGGGGGAGUCAGAGGGUUCCACUUAAAAUUGUUUAGUUCCUGGAUUGAAGACGACAAAGUGAAAAUGAAAUACGUGAGCGAUGAUGGGGAGGAAGGGUUUCCCGGGGAAUUGACAACCAUUGUGUCGUAUCAAUUGACCAAUCAGAACGAACUUGUGAUCGAAUACAGCGCCACCACCAACAAACCAACACUUGUAAAUUUUACAAACCACGCCUACUUCAAUUUACAAAAGCACGAUUAUCCACACAUUGAAGAUCACAUCCUACAGAUCUUCGCAGACAAAUACACGGUGAAUCGAGAGGACGACAUCUUUAUUCCAUCAGGAGAGUUACGUGACGUAGCAGGUACACCUUUUGACUUCCGGAAGCCCGUAAGGUUAGGAGAUAGACUGAAGGAGGGGCCUCACGGCAGGGGAUUCUUCCACAAUUUCUGUUUAGGUGAAUCUGGACCCCUCAAACACGCAGCUACGCUAGACCACCCUCCCACCGGAAGGAGAAUAGAAGUGCGCACCACGGAGCCUGGGAUGCACCUAUACACCGGAUGUAACACUAUUCCGCAUACCAAGGGGAAAGAGGGCGCUGUCUACGAACCUUUUUGUUCCAUCUGUCUGGAGACACAGCACUACCCGGACUCCCCUAACCAGGAGAAAUUUCCAAGUAUUGUUCUGAGGCCAGGAGAAAAUUUCUACAGCAAGACAAUCUACACAUUUAGUUUGAUGUCACAGUGAUUUCAUCUUUGUAAAUGUAUCGUAAACUCACUUGUGCAAUACAGGAGCUACACAUAUACUUAUUUCAUAUACUUGUCAACAUAUUUGAAAUAUUUCCAAAUAAAGCAUAUAUUCAUUUAG